Messenger RNA from Haliotis rufescens (red abalone), 6491 nucleotides. RefSeq names its product procollagen C-endopeptidase enhancer 2-like. NCBI's taxonomy places the organism in Eukaryota, Metazoa, Mollusca, Gastropoda, Lepetellida, Haliotidae. Bases 460 to 1833 code for a protein of 457 amino acids. Gene Ontology annotation, molecular function: protein binding. The transcript is spliced from 9 exons. The record is from RefSeq and is a predicted model, not a curated record.
CGGGAACGGAUCAAUACACUGACUAUGGUCAAUGUACCAACGUCUGUCCAUGAACCUCAUAACAAAGACCAGACCACUGCCUGUCGUGGAGUUCCUCACGACACAGCCAACCGUCUUGUCCAUCAGUGUUGGAUCAACCUACCACUGUAUUAACCGUGUCGCAAUUUCUCAUCAGUUGGUCUGAAUGAACGUUCAGUUCUUGUUGCCACUGCCUUGAGGUUGGGGGAGAGUUUUAGAUUUGAGCUUGUAUUUGCAUCAUACGUCUUCGUUAGUUGCAUCUGUGUGUCUGAAGCAAAAGCCUUGUGGACGUAAUGUGUCCAGGAUUGCCGAUCACAUGACUGUGUACCUCGCGAGGACAGGGAGCUUAUCCAGCGUGUUGGGAUUACCACAGUCGUGCAGACAAUCUCUAGUCUUUAUGAGGUGAGUGAUGAUGGGCCUUAACCACGUAAUGCCAACAGGAUGAUCCCGCCUGUGUUCCUGGAUGCAGUCUACAUUAUGGGAGUUCUCAGUCUCGCUGUUCUAGGAGAAGAAAAUGAGAAGUGUGAAUACUCUUUCUCCUAUAAGCAUUCACAGUCAGGGAAGUUUGCAUCCCCAAAGUUCCCGGAGGAGUAUCCCGAGCUGAUCAAAUGUAAAUACAAGUUUGAAGCUGCAACAGAUGGACGGAUUCAGCUGGAAUUUGACUAUUUUGAUCUGGAAGACAUGGCAAAAGAUGAUACAUCAUGCCGGUUCGACUACAUCGAUGUGUUUAACGUUGAUGAGAUGGGAUAUAUGUCUCUUGUAGACCGAUACUGUGGUUCCAAAAACCCAGAACCAAUCACGUCAGCUCAGUCCACCAUUGAGAUUAUAUUUGUAUCGGACUAUACAAAAACAGCAAAAGGAUUUAUGGGACAUUAUAAAUUUCUGGAUGAUAAUUGGUACCCCUUUGGUCCGAACACAGUGAGUCUGACCGGCUAUGGGGGUAUUAUCGCCUCCCCCCAGUUCCCGGGCCCCUACCCCGGAGUCACGGAAAACACCUGGCAGAUCAAGGUCAAGGAAGGGCAGCUGGUGCUGGUCCAUCUGAUGGCCAUGGACAUGGGACCCACAUCUCAGUGUUCUGACCCUCAGUUGCUGAUCUACAAUGGUUUUGCCACUAAGGAUAUGCUGCCUGUGAAGAUCCUGUGUGGCCAGCUGGCUGCUUAUGACAAGGGCAUGAGCAAGUACUUAUCCACCGCAUCGAAAAUUGUUAUACGGUUUGUGUCAGUGACUGGCAAUACUUUUGGAAGCACUGGAUUCAAACUGAGCUGGUCAGCAGUGAGGAUACCUGGAAACGCAGGAAACUGUGACGAGUUUCUGUGUGAAGGAGGGAAGUCCUGCAUUUCCACGAUAUGCCCCUCCAUGCCCCGCUACUGCAUCAACAAGUCCCUGCGAUGCGAUCGCAUCCCCAACUGUGGGCCCUUUGACGACAGUGAUGAGAGGAGAUGUCCCCGAGAAAUCUUGAUAAUGACCGCUUGCAUAGCUCUGCCCAGUCUCGGUGUCAUUGGACUGGUCAUUCUAGUUGUAUACUGCUAUCGGUCAAAGCAUGUCACAAAGUCGUUGUCACAGGAACAGCCAUUAGCCAAUCAGAGACAGGUAUCUCGCGACUCCAUGAGUCCGUCACGGAGUCAGUGUAUGAUGCAUACAAGUUUCAUCGAUGGCAAAAUGGGUGGUGAGGGUGAUGGGGGACACAUGGACAAGAUGGACAACGGCGCUGUACCUCCCCCCGAACCUAGUUUUAAGACCCAUCAAAAACGUGCCUCUUAUCACAUGAUGAAACAGACGUUUGAAGACAAUAAUUUUGUCAUUGCAGAAAUUUAACUCAUCGUUUCAUUUAAGAUUUAGUGUUAAACAUCACUAUUGUAAUCCCUAAGGAAUGAGAUGCCUGUUCAGCUGCUGAAUGAUGAAUGAUGGGCAAGAGAUCAAAUAUGAAGUCCCAUCUUGAUGAUGAAUGACAGCAUUCAGUGUUCGAAAUGCAGAGGAUGAAUCAGUGAACAUGAUCUGUUUGCUAAAUAACAAGAAUCCCCAUUGCCAUGAUGAAUCCUGGAGACAUAAAAGUGUCUGUAAUGAUGUCUGCAGCAUCAGUGAGCUUAUGGAAGAGACUACACAGUGUCCCAAGGAAGUAGUUCUUAAGUCCGAAAGGAUACACUAUUCAUCACAGACAAUACGGAUCCAAAGAAGUCCGGUAUUGAUAGUAUGAUAAUUCUUCUUUGAUGGAUAUCCGGAUGCUCAUGACAGAGCACAACUAGUAAUGAUAAGACAAUAUGGUAGUUCCAUCUCAUUGAGGGCUAUAGUGAUGCUACUAAUGUGUCUACUACACUAUUGAUAAGACAUUAGCCUCCACACAUACUUACUGGGGACAAAUGAAUGAGAUGUGUCGUACACUGGGGAACAUAUUAACAUGUCAUGUUCACCAUGAACAUGUGACAUUGUUAUAUUUCAGUAUUACCUUUGACAACCAAAUGACAAGAAUGUUAUUGCAGUAAUUAAUGUUAUGAAUUUGGUUAGAUAUCUGAAAGACUAUUUGUGACAGUCAUUGAAACAGCUCGACAGCUUAUAUAUCAAGACCAGUGCAUUUGAAGGAUACAUAAAUGCUUGCAAUAUGCAAGGCAUUAUCAUUGUCGUUUGAUGAUGAUGAUGUGUUGUUUCAAUUCAGUACCAUACACACUUAACCAAAUGUGAGUCUGAGAACUGGUGUUUGAUCUCUAUUCAGGUCAGUAUUCAAAUGUUACACAGUAUUGAUAGUGUUACCAUGCAGUAGGGAUACUUAUGCAAGGUUCAAGACGAACACACUGAACAUGGUUGUGCAAUGUGAAUGACUUUUCUACCAUUGUAUUCAUUGCUGACACAUGGACAAUGAUUUGUGGAUGCUAAAGCAUCAUGCAUAAUACAUUACUCUGGAAACAAGGAGCUGAAUUGGAAGUUUUUCUGUACCAUUUAUGUAUUUAUUGAUGUUAAACAUUGUUUUCAGCAAGUAUCUAGCCAUUUGUUAGAUUUGAUUCGUUCAGUCAGCUAGAACCCCAGAUUGAAUAUUAGGUGUGCAGGAUUAGCUACUCCUCAGUUCAGUCUGUUUUGAAGCAGCUGUAUUUAAUUAUGUAGCCUGAUGAAGUCAUAUCAUUCCUUCUUUGAUCAACAGCAUAUGGCCUGAUGAAGUCAUAUCAUUCCUUCUUUGAUCAACAGCAUAUGGCCUGAUGAAGUCAUAUCAUUCCUUCUUUGAUCAACAGCAUAUGGCCUGAUGAAGUCAUCUCAUUCCUUCUUUGAUCAACAGCAUAUGGCCUGAUGAAGACAUGUCAUACAUUCUUUGAUCAACAGCAUAUGGCCUGAUGAAGACAUGUCAUACCUUCUUUGAUCAACAGCAUAUGGCCUGAUGAAGACAUGUCAUACCUUCUUUGAUCAACAGCAUAUGGCCUGAUGAAGACAUGUCUCACCUUCUUUGAUCAACAGCAUAUGGCCUGAUGAAGACAUGUCUCACCUUCUUUGAUCAACAGCAUAUGGCCUGAUGAAGACAUGUCUCACCUUCUUUGAUCAACAGCAUAUGGCCUGAUGAAGACAUGUCAUACCUUCUUUGAUCAACAGCAUAUGGCCUGAUGAAGACAUGUCUCACCUUCUUUGAUCAACAGCAUAUGGCCUGAUGAAGACAUGUCUCACCUUCUUUGAUCAACAGCAUAUGGCCUGAUGAAGACAUGUCUCACCUUCUUUGAUCAACAGCAUAUGGCCUGAUAAAGACAUGUCAUACAUUCUUUGAUCAACAGCAUAUGGCCUGAUGAAGACAUGUCUCACCUUCUUUGAUCAACAGCAUAUGGCCUGAUGAAGACAUGUCUCACCUUCUUUGAUCAACAGCAUAUGGCCUGAUGAAGACAUGUCUCACCUUCUUUGAUCAACAGCAUAUGGCCUGAUGAAGACAUGUCUCACCUUCUUUGAUCAACAGCAUAUGGCCUGAUAAAGACAUGUCUCACCUUCUUUGAUCAACAGCAUAUGGCCUGAUGAAGACAUGUCUCACCUUCUUUGAUCAACAGCAUAUGGCCUGAUGAAGACAUGUCUCACCUUCUUUGAUCAACAGCAUAUGGCCUGAUGAAGACAUGUCUCACCUUCUUUGAUCAACAGCAUAUGGCCUGAUAAAGACAUGUCUCACCUUCUUUGAUCAACAGCAUAUGGCCUGAUGAAGACAUGUCAUACCUUCUUUGAUCAACAGCAUAUGGCCUGAUGAAGACAUGUCAUACAUUCUUUGAUCAACAGCAUAUGGCCUGAUGAAGUCAUAUCAUUCCUUCUUUGAUCAACAGCAUAUGGCCUGAUGAAGUCUUAUCAUUCCUUCUUUGAUCAACAGCAUAUGGCCUGAUGAAGUCAUAUCAUUCCUUCUUUGAUCAACAGCAUAUGGCCUGAUGAAGUCAUAUCAUUCCUUCUUUGAUCAACAGCAUAUGGCCUGAUGAAGUCAUAUCAUUCCUUCUUUGAUCAACAGCAUAUGGCCUGAUGAAGUCAUAUCAUUCCUUCUUUGAUCAACAGCAUAUGGCCUGAUGAAGUCAUCUCAUUCCUUCUUUGAUCAACAGCAUAUGGCCUGAUGAAGACAUGUCAUACCAUGUUUGAUCAACAGCAUAUGGCCUGAUGAAGACAUGUCUCACCUUCUUUGAUCAACAGCAUAUGGCCUGAUGAAGACAUGUCUCACCUUCUUUGAUCAACAGCAUAUGGCCCAAUGAAGACAUGUCAUACCUUCUUUGAUCAACAGCAUAUGGCCUGAUGAAGACAUGUCUCACCUUCUUUGAUCAACAGCAUAUGGCCUGAUAAAGACAUGUCUCACCUUCUUUGAUCAACAGCAUAUGGCCCGAUGAAGACAUGUCUCACCUUCUUUGAUCAACAGCAUAUGGCCCGAUGAAGACAUGUCAUACAUUCUUUGAUCAACAGCAUAUGGCCUGAUGAAGACAUGUCUCACCUUCUUUGAUCAACAGCAUAUGGCCUGAUGAAGACAUGUCAUACAUUCUUUGAUCAACAGCAUAUGGCCCGAUGAAGACAUGUCAUACCUUCUUUGAUCAACAGCAUAUGGCCUGAUGAAGACAUGUCUCACCUUCUUUGAUCAACAGCAUAUGGCCUGAUAAAGACAUGUCUCACCUUCUUUGAUCAACAGCAUAUGGCCCGAUGAAGACAUGUCUCACCUUCUUUGAUCAACAGCAUAUGGCCCGAUGAAGACAUGUCAUACAUUCUUUGAUCAACAGCAUAUGGCCUGAUGAAGACAUGUCUCACCUUCUUUGAUCAACAGCAUAUGGCCUGAUGAAGACAUGUCUCACCUUCUUUGAUCAACAGCAUAUGGCCCGAUGAAGACAUGUCAUACAUUCUUUGAUCAACAGCAUAUGGCCUGAUGAAGACAUGUCUCACCUUCUUUGAUCAACAGCAUAUGGCCUGAUAAAGACAUGUCAUACAUUCUUUGAUCAACAGCAUAUGGCCUGAUGAAGACAUGUCUCACCUUCUUUGAUCAACAGCAUAUGGCCUGAUGAAGACAUGUCAUACCUUCUUUGAUCAACAGCAUAUGGCCUGAUGAAGACAUGUCAUACCUUCUUUGAUCAACAGCAUAUGGCCUGAUAAAGACAUGUCAUACCUUCUUUGAUCAACAGCAUAUGGCCUGAUGAAGACAUGUCAUACCUUCUUUGAUCAACAGCAUAUGGCCUGAUAAAGACAUGUCAUACAUUCUUUGAUCAACAGCAUAUGGCCUGAUGAAGACAUGUCAUACCAUGUUUGAUCAACAGCAUAUGGCCUGAUGAAGACAUGUCUCACCUUCUUUGAUCAACAGCAUAUGGCCUGAUGAAGACAUGUCAUACCUUCUUUGACCAAAUGCAUAUUGCCUAAUGGAGUCUUGGCAUACCAUGUUUGAUCAACAGUAUUUGACCUAAUGGAGCCAUGCCAUACCUUCUUUGAUCAAAGGCAUAUUGCUCAAUGAAGUCAUGACAUACCAUAUUUGAUCAAUGGCAUAUCCACUAAUGGAGUUAUGUCAUACCUUCUUUGAUCAAAGGCAUAUUGCUUGAUGAUGUCAAGUCAUACCAAUCCAGUCCAAAAGCAUAUGUUUGAAGUUAAGUCAUACUAUCUUUGAUCAAAGGCAUAUAGCUUUGAUGAAAUCAUGUCAUACCAUCUUUGAUCAAAGGCAUAUUGCUUAAAGUCAAGUCAUACAAUCUUUGAUCAACAGCAUAUGGUCUAAUGGAUUCAUGUUAUAUCAUCUUUGAUGCACAGAGUAUGGCCUAAUGGAGUAAUGUCAUACCUUCUUUGAUCAAAGGCAUAUUGCUUAAUGAAGUCAUGUCAUACCAUCUUUGAUCAACAGCAGAGCUAUUAAGCAGACUCAUUAUUCACUGGAUGACUUUCAGUAGUGUAUACAUUUUGUAAUUGUUUAAAGUUAAUGCUUGCUCUCUGAACAAAUUUGUGUUAAUUGGUAUAAUAUAUGAUUAUUUAACAUGCUAACCCAAUAACUUGAUACAUUGUUGCUUCUUUUUGUAAAGGUCACU